This is a messenger RNA of Betta splendens (Siamese fighting fish), 3038 nucleotides long. It is a transcript of the gene mex3b, whose product is annotated as mex-3 RNA binding family member B. Gene Ontology annotation, molecular function: RNA binding. The transcript has 2 exons. The record is from RefSeq and is a predicted model, not a curated record. Lineage: Eukaryota; Metazoa; Chordata; Actinopteri; Anabantiformes; Osphronemidae. The coding region runs from base 527 to 2074 and encodes 515 amino acids.
AAAGAAGUUCUGAUUUUUUCCGAACAUGUCCUAAUCCAGAAGAGCAGUGCGUUGAUUCGUGGUCGUAGUAAUAUCUACUGUAUUUAUCUGCUCGUCUCCGCUGGGACAGAGGAGCGAACAGGGUGAAGACAAAGAGACGGAGAACAAAGAAGUGGGCGUGGCGUCGGCCCACCCGUCGCCCCGAGGACCAAUCACCUCCCUGGUAUGCAAAUGCACUCGCAGCGCCGCAUCGUCCCUGCCCAGGCGGUGACGUCAUCCGCGCAUCCCUCUGUCUGGCUCCGCAAGGACUCAGACAGAAGCAGCAGACCGGAGGGAAGCGGAGGGAGGGGAAGGAACAUUAUUACUCGGAGUAACACGUUUCUCAGCGCAGCAGCCCGGAUUGGGACAAAGGGUGGAUGCGUCGUGCUGCUCCUUCUGCACACUGAGCACUUCUCUCCGAGCACCGCAGCCCUCCUCAUCCCUCCUUUCUUCCUUCCUUCAUCGUCAUCGUUUCCUUCUCCUUCCAACCGGCCGCAAAGCCGCGACGAUGCCCAGCUCGGUGUUCGCCGACAGCAGCGUCCAGGGAGACGCGCUGGACGAGCAGAGAGCGCUGCAGAUUGCCCUGGACCAGCUCUCCCUGCUCGGCUUGGACAACGACGAAAACCUGUACGACAGCCACGAGCCCCGCAAAAAGAGCGUCAACAUGACCGAGUGCGUCCCGGUUCCCAGCUCCGAGCACGUCGCGGAGAUUGUGGGCAGACAAGGUUGUAAGAUUAAAGCCCUGCGAGCAAAGACCAACACCUACAUAAAGACCCCGGUCCGAGGCGAGGAGCCGGUCUUCGUGGUGACUGGCCGCAGGGAGGACGUGGCCAUGGCCCGGAGGGAGAUCAUCUCUGCUGCAGAGCACUUUUCCAUGAUCAGAGCCUCCAGAAACAAAAACACCAGCCUGAACGGAAGUGCCCCCCCGGCCCCGGGCCCCCCCAACCUCCCAGGGCAGACCACCAUCCAGGUGCGGGUGCCUUACCGGGUGGUGGGGCUGGUCGUCGGCCCCAAGGGGGCCACCAUCAAGCGCAUCCAGCAGCAGACCCACACCUACAUCGUCACCCCGAGCCGGGACAAGGAGCCGGUGUUCGAGGUGACGGGGAUGCCGGAGAACGUGGACCGAGCGCGCGAAGAGAUCGAAGCCCACAUCGCCAUGAGGACGGGAGGCUUAAUCGAACUCCACGAUGAAAACGACUUCCACGCCAACGGGACAGAUGUGGGCUUUGAUCUGCAUGGACACGCCACCCUGUGGUCCAAGCCCGGCGCCGGCGUCACGCCCACCUCGGCCCGCAAGCCCUUCUCCAACUACCGCAACGACUCGUCCUCCUCCCUGGGCAGCGCCUCCACAGACUCGUACUUUGGAAACAGCGGCUCACGCAUCGCUGACUACAGUCCACCCAGCCCUGCGCUCAGCUACACCAACAACAACAACAACACCACCACCACCACCAACAACAACAACAACAACAACAACAACAACAACAACAUCACUUCAAACACCUUUGUUUACGGGAGUGACGUGAUUUCACCCGACUGCACCGACCUGACCUUUGAGUCUUCACCUCCGGGCCUGGUGUGGAGUCCGUCCGCUGGAGGGAGUCCGCCCACGUUCUCCACCAACGGGCUUGUGAUGAGCCAGGGGCGGGUCAGUGGUUGCACUCCACAGCUCAGGCUGUCGCCCCCCCUGCACGGGCACGGCCCCGCGGAGCACCCGCUGGCCCGGAGGGUGCGCAGCGACCCGGGGGGAGGCCCGCUCACUUUGGAUGGGUUCCCCAGCGCCAUCAGCUCCUUGCCGGGCCCCCACCUCCCCGGGGCGCCCUGCGACUCCUCGUCCUCGUCCUCGUCUUCCUCCUCCUCCACCUCAUCAGGCACCAGCCGGAAGGGAAGCCGCGACUGCUCCGUGUGCUUCGAGAGCGAGGUCAUCGCAGCUUUGGUCCCGUGCGGCCACAACCUCUUCUGUAUGGAAUGUGCCAAUCGCAUCUGCGAGAGGAGCGAGCCCAAAUGCCCCGUCUGCCACGCCGGCGUCACUCAGGCUAUACGUAUAUUUUCAUAAGAACUGGGUAAGCGCGGCGGGGGAGAGGCUGCAGUAUCCAGAGGAAGGACGGACUCUGCUUGGGCUUAAUAAUAUACUGUAGCUUGGGGAAUAUUUUCAACAUCUACGUGCAUGUUUUAAAUAUUACAGCAUAGUAACCAGUAGUUGUAGUCGAUCACAACCCAUAUUUAUGACGUGGUGGCGGAGGAACGUGGGACUGAGCAGGCUGAACCUCAGUGAAUGUAGUGAUGGAGGCGUCGGCCCAGAGAGAUACUGCAGCUCCACAGGUGGAACAUGAACAGGUUUAAGGUUUGAAACCUGUUAAUACACAUGGAAGUAUUUUAUUCUUUUGUGACUUGAAAGAUUAUAUUUCCUAUUGCAAAUAUGUUUACAGAUCUUUUAAUUUAAGUUGAGCUGGGUUGUUUAUUUUGUAUCGAUCACUGUAUUAUUUGAGGAUGAGUCAGGAGUUUUAUAGGUUCAGCAAAAAAAACCUCUUUUAAUCUGCUUCACCCAGCAUCUUUUUUAUUCUGUAAAAUGAAGCAUAUUUUAUUCUAUAUUAUUAUGAAACAUUGAAAUUUACAAAACUUAGUAAGUUGAACACAAGGAUACAUUUAUGCUUUCUAAAAUUUGUAUGAAUUAGAUUCCAGUGGGAUUUACAGGCUUCUGUUGCACCACUAUAGUUUGGUAUUUCUAUUUUAAUACAUUUGUUUACCACUUGUUUAUGUAUAUGUAGGUGAAGUUACUUGAGUGUAAUUGUACUUUAUUGAGCAAAGUUUAAGGACAAAGUAUAUUUUAUUUUAUUUUAUGAUAAAGGGCCUUUAACCCCGUGGCCAAAUACUAAUAUUAUAUUUGCUGAGAUAAGAUUUGAAAAUGUAUCAAGAGUUUUAUUUUUGUGACAUUUAAAGAAGUAAAACUUAAGUAAUGGUGCUACUUCAUGUUUUUUUAAGUAUUUCUAUAUAAGUCCAAAUAAAAAAUAACACAUUGA